AUGUCGCAUCCGCUGGGCAGUAACUUUGCUGAUUUCUUCCCGAGCGCUCCAAGCGUCAUCCAACAACGAAAAUCUUCCAAGCUUCUUGACAACGACAAGUUGAGAUUCAACCACUCUAGUGACCGCGUCGAAGAUGCGCAUAACAAAGAAGGCCUUGUUCGCGUCUCACUGACCUCGCCUGCCGCCACCGCCACCGCUAUAGCUACCCACUCCUCGACAAAGGUCGAUACUUUACCCAAGCUCAACAACUCUUUACGCAACUCGGAAGAAUCCGAAUCUUUUGCAGGCGAUCUUCUCAAUGGUGUCGGUUCUGCUAGCUCGUCCAGCACCGCUUCUUCGGUCUUCAGUGCAAGUCUCGCAAACGGCACCAUGCCUGCCUCAAAUCACCUGGCAUUCACGACUCUUACCCCUCUUACAACCUCUGACUCCCCUCCAAACAUGAAGCUGUUGAGUCCUACCGCCGAUUCAAUUUCCCAACUUGUCACGAAUGGCAAUCACACGAAUUCUAAUUCUCAACAUGGUUCCAUGACACCGUUAUAUACCCCCCCAACGCAUCGACGGACCGCACGCGACCUUGGUCUUCAUGUCAAGGGCUCUAAAUGUACCUACGAUCCCGAUCUCGACAAGAACUUGAAUACCAAGGACAAGAGGAAAGCCAAGGCGCAGUAUGAAGAUUUCGGAUUGCGAACAGAGGAUAAUUUUCAGGCGCCCGACCCACGAUUAGCCAUCCUCAAUUACACAAAAGGCGGGAUAGGGAAGGGAAAGGCCAAAUUUCGGCCGGCGCCAUACAACCUAAGGCCGUGGGUGCCAGACACCACAGUCACCGUCGCCUCCACUCCCGCAACCACCGUGGUCGUCACUGGCUUCGAUCCCAUGGCGCCUCUGUCCCAAAUCAGUGCUCUAUUCUCUAGUUUCGGUGAGAUCGAGGAUAUAGAUAACAAAACCGACCCGGUCACUGGUCGAUUCUUGGGGAUAUGCAGCAUAAAGUAUCAAGACUGCGCCUCUUUUCAGGGCGGAGGACCUAUAUCCGCCGUGUUGGCCGCAAAGACUGCUUACCUAGAAGGUAAAAGAGGCCAAAGGAUUGGCCUCAAGACCGUGCAGGUUGCCAUAGAUAAAGAUGGCUCCAUCACGCGAAAGUUGGAGGAAAAGGCCAUCGCUAUUCACCGUAAAGAAAGCGGUUUCACGAAUCAGUCCCGAGCACCACCUACUCCGUCGCCAUCCACACCUCUAGCUACCCAGCCGCCGGGCUUCGCUAAGAGUACAGGCCCUCCGCCCACCGCUCCGAAAGGCCCAGCAGGCAAGCCCUCUGUUAGAGCGCAGCCCAUGUUCCACCCUCCUUAUGUGCCUGCUGUAACAACUCCAACGAUCGCAGUAUCCAAAGAGAAGCCAGUGGCGCCCCCAAAAUCUACAGGCCCUUCGAUAGUUGAGAGUGAGCCAAUUGCUGAGACUUUGAAAGUCCCGUACAUCUUUGUGGCGCACUGUUACGUUCCUGUUAUGCCAACCACCAUACCGCACCUUAAGAAGCGAAUGCGCAUGUAUGAUUGGCGCGAAGUUCGCUGCGAUGAAACGGGCUACUUCGUCACCUUUGAGCAAUCACGGACUGGGCAGAUGGAAGCCAAGAAGGUGUUUCACGGAUGCCAUAUGCAGCCAUUGUUCACUUACGUGAUGAAUCUGGAGCUGCAUUUGAAUGGCCACCCAAAAGCCGUCGCAUCAAACCCUACGCCUCUGAUAGAAACUCAACCUACUGGUCCGGUGGAUUUUGUCUACUCAAAGCAGGCCUAUCGAUUGCGGAAAGAACAUGAUCUUGAUCUUGAGGAGGAAAAGAGACAGCGUGCUCGCGACCUAGAUCCUUCUCGUGCAGUGGUACAGCUGGUCAUACAAGAGCUGAGGGACAAAUUACUCGAGGACGUCAAGUCUCGAAUUGCUGCCCCGGUUCUCUACAAUUACCUGGAUCCCAGUAACCACGCAGAGAGGCGCAGAGCACUUGGUAUCGAUGAUCCUGAGGGCUCGCGAAAGCUUGGUCGAUAUCAAAACGAUGAUGGAUCUCAAACUCCUGAUUCCAGGUUGGGCCUCGCCUCGAACAAGCGGACUGCCAAAAGUCUCAACAUUCUCUCCUUACCAAAAAUCAAUAAGCGUGCAGGAACAGAUCGGGGUAUGGUUGGCUUUCGUGAUGAAAGGAGAAAACCACCUCCUACUCGACACUUUGUUCGUCCACUAUUUCAUCAACUAUCACAGUUUCAGGAUGAGGAUGAUUCGGAUGAUGAGCAACGUACUACACUUACUAGAGACACCGAAGACCUGGAAAGCCGCCCUGCGAGCCGUAUGAGCAUGACAUCGGUCUCUGAGGAUGACGAUGAUCAACCUCUUCUUCGCAAGGCUACAAAGCAGAGAUUCCAAGUUCGUGAAGACUCGGAAAUGCCGGAUACGCCUGUUAAGGAUGAGGUGGAGCAUGCGAGAACAAGUGCCGAGGAUCUAAUCAUUGCGAAGCUCGAGCGAAACAUAUAUGAGAUGUCUCCAUCCUCGAGGAAACGCAAGAGAUUGGUCAAAGAAUUAGAGGCGCGAAAACGUCAAAAAGCUGACGAAGAAUUGUUUGGCAUUGGUCAACGCGAUGAUUCGGAGGAGCUCAAGCCACAAGAAGCGGUGACGCCAGUUGAAGCAACUCCUGAUGCUGAUUCUGAUGCACCUAAGGCCCAGGUCAAGAAGCCGAAACCUAAACCGAGAACAAAGAAGCAAAAACUCGAAGAGCAAGAAGCACUUCGACAAGCACGGGCAGAGGCUGAAGCCGCCGAAGUCAUCGAGAAUGUACUUGAGCUUGCAGAGGAGGAAGAAGCAUUAGCAGAGGCGGCAGAAUGGCGACCAGAGGUUGAAUGGGGCGUAUCUGCGGAGAAACCUCAACCAACGGUCGACGACGACGAGGACAUCAUUCCGGAUCUUCGAGGUUGGCAGGCCAGUCUCUUUGACCAGGAAGAUCUCGCGUAUCUUGCUGUCGCCAUGGGUUCAAAGAGCGCGAUGAACAUUGGCGAUCCGAUGGCGUGGGCUUGGAAACAAGAGAAGAUUCGAAAUCUUAGACCAGGUGCUCAGCCUGGAGCCUUACGAACUGAACCUCCUAUCUUGGGGUACUACGUGCCCAAUGCUUCUGGUUCUGCCAGAACAGAACCUGUCAAGAGAAUUCUCGAAUCUGAAAAGUCGAAAUACUUGCCUCAUCGUAUCAAAGUACAGAAAGCACGAGAGAGACGAGAAGCUGAGGCCAAGCAGGAUCUCUCAGGCAAACCUGUAGUGGCCUUACCCAAAGCUUCCUCUCGUGGAAAACGUGCCGAUGAUCGUCGAACCGUCAAAGAUCUCGACAGGCAACGUGAGAUGCUCUCAGCCACAGGUGACGAUGCCGAUGUUUUGCGCUUUAAUCAACUUCAAAAGCGCAAGAAGCCCGUGAAAUUUGCCAGAUCUGCCAUCCACAACUGGGGUUUAUACUCUUUGGAGCGAAUACAAGCCAGCGAGAUGAUCAUCGAGUACGUGGGUGAAAAGAUCCGACAGGAAAUUGCGGAUCUACGAGAAAUUAGAUACGAAGAAAUGGGCGUCGGCAGCAGUUAUCUAUUCCGAAUCGACGAAGGCACUGUUGUGGACGCUACAAAGAAGGGAGGCAUCGCUCGAUUCAUCAAUCACAGCUGUGCCCCGAAUUGUACCGCAAAGAUUAUUCGAGUGGGUGGCACCAAACGCAUCGUCAUCUAUGCUUUGAGAGACAUCGAAAAAGACGAGGAGUUGACUUAUGACUACAAGUUUGAGCGUGAGAUGGAUAGCGAUGACCGAAUUCCAUGUCUCUGUGGCACAGCGGUUUGCAAAGGAUUUCUCAACUAA
Messenger RNA from Exophiala aquamarina CBS 119918, 3852 nucleotides. RefSeq names its product histone-lysine N-methyltransferase SETD1. The transcript is spliced from 2 exons. Gene Ontology annotation, molecular function: protein binding; RNA binding; histone H3K4 methyltransferase activity. The coding region runs from base 1 to 3852 and encodes 1283 amino acids. NCBI's taxonomy places the organism in Eukaryota, Fungi, Ascomycota, Eurotiomycetes, Chaetothyriales, Herpotrichiellaceae. The record is from RefSeq and is a predicted model, not a curated record. Gene Ontology annotation, cellular component: Set1C/COMPASS complex.